ACUACUCUUCCCAGGAGGCAAAAGAGCCGGGCGCAUGCGCGCUUCUCACCUCAAGCAUGGCUACGGUGCUGUCACGGGCGCUGAAGCUGCCAGGCAAAAAGAGCCCAGACCUUGGGGAAUAUGACCCCCUCACCCAGGCUGACAGUGACGAGAGUGAAGAUGACCUGGUGCUCAACUUGCAGAAGAAUGGUGGAGUCAAAAACGGGAAGAGUCCGCUGGGGGAGGUGCAGGAUGUGGACUCGGAUGUGGAGGUUGGGAUGACGAAGCAGCACCUGUCCGAGGGGAUGUCAGAGGACUAUCCAAGCGAGAACAUCAGUAGUCUGGAGCAGAAGACGGCCAACUCCUUGAUGCCUUACUUGCGCACGGCAAUCUUUCUGCUCACUGUAGUUGUCUCCAUGAUCCUUGUGCUAGUGUGUGCGUUUCUCAUUCCUUGCCCUCCAAGAGACUUGCAUAAUACUUGGAUUCGCAACUUGGGUCAAGAGGCAGGUGGAGUGCUGUUUCCACCAGAACUUUUUGACGUAAAUGGUGAUGGUCUUCCCGACAUCCUGCUCUCCUUCACAGCUCUAAAAAAUGCUAGCGUGUUGGGUGUCUCCAAGCCAUGGGUCACUGUGAUGGCCCUUUCGGGGAUGAACGGCAGCACGCUGUGGUCCAGUCAUGUUAAAGAGGAGAUUCGGAGUGUGCAAUGUAAGGAUUUGGACCUUGUGUCCUCAGCAGAGCCGGUCUGCCUCAUCACAGGGACUUCAAAAUUCCUCAGCCUUCUGAGUGCUUCCUCAGGGAAACCCAUUUGGACACUAGACUCAUCCCACCUGCCCAGCGGAACCCUGGCUGCUCCAGCUGUUCCUGUACCAGAUGUGGAUGGAGAUAGGGUUGGCGAUUUGGUGGUCCUGGCCAUUGGAGAAACGCAGCCGGACUUGUGCUUCAUCCUGGUGUCAGGCAAAACGGGAAGCCCCGUGGGAGGGCCUGUGAAGUUUAGCACCAAUGGAAAUGGAAAGCUGAUUGGCCCUCAAGCUCACAUCACCAGCCAUGGAGCAAUCUACAUCCUGUUUGGCUUUGGCAAUGUCCAAGCAGUCGCUCUGAGGGAUAUAUUUGCUAAGGCCAGAAACCGCGACACCUUCCCACCAGUCCUGCAGCGAGGAGAGCUAGAGUGGGAGAAACGCCGAUCGCUCAAUUUGUCAGAGGUCAUUGACAUUUACAGUGGUGGUGUUGAGUUCCUGCAGGCAGUAAAGUCUCCAGAUGGCAACUGCAGUGAUCUUCUUGUCACUACUAAGCACGGUUUGACCUUACUGAGGGGACAAGACCUGGAGCCACGCUGGAAUCUACAGCAGCCGGACAUUGACAGCCAGCCCGCUCCAGGCUACUUCAGUGAUGAUCAAACCCUGGACUUCAUGCUUCAAGCACAGAAUGGAAACAAUAUCACAAAAAAGUUGCUGGUGGUGGAUGGUAAGUCUGGCCUCCCCAUCUGGAGCUAUGAGCUGCCGUGUCACAUGAAAAGAUCAGAUGCACUGUCAGUGAUGACUCUGGACAAAAAAUCCAUCUUUCUCUUCUGGGCUAAUGAAAAGCAAUCUCUCCUAAAAAGCUUGGAGCCCAGCCCAAGAGUCCACCAUCUUUAUCUCCUCCAUCCCACUUUCCCUACAGUCCUGUUGGACUUGAGUAAUACAACAGGCACAGUGACUGCUUCAUCCAUUGGCAUCAAUGAUGUUCAAAAAGAUGCAUUUUACAUCACCGUGACCACGAGCCCUACUUCUGAACACCAGCCCGGGUUUCUGUCAGUCAGCAAACUGCGCCUGAGGUGGGCCUUAAUGACUCAGAGCCGAGAGGUGCCCCUGAAGGAGGCAGAUCCCAAAAUCAAUCGUGGGGAAUUGAGGCGCUUUCUUUCCAGGAUCAAAUUUAUCGAUUCUGCUCACAAGUUCUAGCCAUGGAACUCCUCAGGUUUUCUGAGCAACGCAACAAAAAUGUGGUCCUCAGUAGCAGCAGCAGGCCCCAAGUGGACCAGCCAGGCUUCAUGAUGCAUUCAGUAAGUGAUGAAUGGGGACUGAGAACCAGGUUGCCACUCACUCACCUUUGGGAACAGCGGCAGGAAGCUGGUGACCCUCAGGCAUCCUGACUUGCAGGAACAUUCCUUGACCCUUUCAUUGCUACUCCCUGCCUGUAUACUUCCUUCCAGGUGGAUCGAAUAUGUCCAUCAAUGCAGAGACACUGGUGUACGUGUCUCUCUCUGCGCCUGCGUGUGUGUGUAUAUAACAAAUAUAUAUAUAUAUUGUAUUUUUUAUUUAUGAUGUAUUUUCAAGAAAGCUCCCACUUGUAUCUUAGAAGCAUUUCCACCUACUCUGCUUUUUGCUAAGUGUGCCCUUGGUUUGCGACUUCUGUCUUUUGGGUUCCUUUAGCUACCUCCUUCAUUUUGAGGCCACCGUAGUGCCCCAUUCAGUUCUUCCUUCCCCCACCUCCCAACCCUUGACCAAGGCUGAAUGGCAUUAUGUACCUUAGUGCUAAACUAUGGCGUAUGCUUAUUCAGAGCCAGACUGGAGUUGGUGCUGUUGAGCUGAAAGGCUGUGCUCUGCUCUCUUCUCCACAUGCUGGAACCGGCUGUCCAAGGCUCUGCCAUCGUUUCAUACAACCAAUGGAUCAGAACGUAUUCACCGCAAUGCUCUUGUAUUUUGCCUGUGUUAUUUAUAUUCCCUGUGCGAUGACAAAUAAGCAGUGUCUGAAAAAUUCUGUGGUUUUGCCAUGUUCUGUCUUUUGAUGCAACACUUCUGUCGUCACCACAAAGAUCUGAAACUAGCACCCGACUCUGCCUCUAGCAAAAGCAGGCAAAGGAUUGUGACCAGGGCACUGGUGCAUUUUCCCUAGUUACAGUUUUGACUUUUAGAGGCUACUGCCGGCUAGAUGAUAGAAAAAGCAUCCCAUAGGGGCAUGUCACACUUACCAGAGGGAUCUGUGUUACUUACAUUCUCCUCCCCCAGCAUGAAUUUGUUUAGAUCAAUGGUCUUCACUGUUUUUCAAGCAGGAGCCACUGCAGCUCCAGGCAUCGCCACCCAGGGAAAUUUGAGAGGGCUGUUUCUGGGCCACAGAGGAGGGGCUGCCUCUCUUCUUCCCCUCUGGCCAGAGCUGGAGGUCUUUUUGAGUCUCUCCUCCCCAUUCCCUUCAUGCUACCCAAGCAAGGCCUCACCUGUCAGUUACCAGGCAGGCGAAUUCUGACUGGUUCACUCAUUCCUUAGAUUGGGAUGGCUUGUUUUCUCAUGCCCUGCCUACUCAGUGCUGUGAAAUUUCCCAGCACAGCUCGACAUUGCACUCUCUCUUGCCUGCACAUUCAAUUUCCCUUUCACCUCCAGCACCUGUGCAGUGCACUACUAUAGCUAUCCAAUCACAUUGCUCUUUGCCCCUUGCUCCCCCCAAUUAAUUGGUUGAUUGUGCUCUCCUCUCCCCAUACACCACCUUACAGCUGACGAGUGGCAGGGCUCCUUGACUCCCCACACUCCAAAGCCUCCUGUGAGAGCCCAGAUCAUGGUAGCCAGCUUACCACUAAAGCAAAGUUAGGAAGCCCCUGCUGAGAAUGAGCAGCUACUGCAAAAAGAGAGGGAGAGAGAGGUGUAGGGCUGCACUUGGGAGCUGCCAGUGGUUCUCAGGCCUUGCAGCGAAGAACACAGGUUUAGAUAAUUUUUCUUUACCAUGUUGACUGGACUGUAUCCAGCUCCAUCUAAAACAACAUUUUCAUCUGAGAAUGUGUCCUGUGUCCUAUCUUCUGAUUGGAGUAGAAUCCCUGACUGCACUGUGCUUUGUCAUGUGUGAAAUAAAGCCAACAGUGUUAUUGGGGUCAUUUGUAAACUGCUUAUUAUGUGCCGCAUAUACAGCCAUUUUGGACAAGUUGCAAUGCUGAUGUUAACACCUGUCAGCAAUAUAUAAAAGACAAAGUACCAUUGUAAUUCUUACCAGAAUCCAUCACUACUGUGAUCCAUGGAAGAGUGGAUGAGUGACCAAAGGUACUCAAGGAAAUAGCACGAUGUAUCCAGUCAUCAUUGCUGUUAUACAACUUCUGGGAUUAACUCUUCAAACAGAGCAUGAAUUGAAUCUUUUGACUGUUGCUGGUAAUAUUCUGUCACAGAUAACUUACCCUUUGAAGUGUGUGUGUGUGUAUUUAAAAACCAAACAAACUAAUUCUGACAAAAGAUGCCAUUAGUGCUCUUUCAUAAGAAGAGCCCAACUGGAUAAGAACAAAGGCCUGUUCUUCCCACAGUGGUCAACCAGAUGCCUCUGGGAAGCCUGUAAACAGGACAUGUUGUUUCCUAGCAACUGGUAGUCAUACUGCCUCUGAUCCCGGAGGUAGUAUGUAGCUAUCAUGAUUAUAAACCAUUGUUAGUGUUAUCCUCCUUGAAUGGGUCUAAUCAAUUCAUUUUUGCUUUUACUAUCCGGAAUAAUUUGGUGUCAUCAGAAAACUUGGCCACUUCAGUGUUCACUCCUAACUCCAUAUCAUGUAUGAACAAGUUAAAACACACCGUUCCCAAUGCAGAUCCUUGGAGGACUCCACUCCUCACAUCCUUCCAUUGUGAGAACUCUCUGCUUAUUUCUGUGGAACAGGGCUAGUGCCAUGAUAACGGAAAGGGGGCAGUCACUCCUGCUGCUCCACUGAAAUACUAAUUUGUACAUAGCCAUAUUCUGUCCGGUAUAACUGUCUCAUCAUCAUUAGCUUUUAUCUUCAGAGCAAUGCCAGAGGCAGGGCUUCACCACACCGUUUCCUCUUUUUCUUGAACCCUUUGAAGAAUGGGUAUAUCUGGGAAGGGUGUUUUGGGUCAAUAGCUUAGUAAAUACUAGCAAUUCUUCUAGCACUUGUCUCCCCCACUACCAUCUCCUAAGUCUGGCCUUUUAAAUAUAUAUAUAUAUAUAUAUAAAUAAAAGUAUUAGCUAAAGGCAUAGAAAUUGGUUCCUGGGUUUCUUCAGUAGGGAGAAACUCAGUGCUGCCUAGCUGGGAAAUUCUGUCAACUACCUGAAAUGACAGUGUGUGCCCAGAGUUUUCUCCUACAAGUCAUAGACUUGAUUUGUAUUGUUUGGUAUCACUGGUCCCUCCAUAAUGUGAAUUCUUUCUCUGUUUCCUGUGCGCACUUUAAAUAAAGAGCUUGUCUGUAUAUUGUUUGAACUGUGAACCAUAAUGGAACAAAUAAA
Molecule: messenger RNA, 5154 nt
Organism: Elgaria multicarinata webbii
Lineage: Eukaryota; Metazoa; Chordata; Lepidosauria; Squamata; Anguidae
Gene: FAM234B
Product: family with sequence similarity 234 member B
Exons: 13
Coding region: 57-1913 (618 amino acids)
Molecular function (GO): protein binding
Source: RefSeq, a predicted model, not a curated record